GCGAGUUUAAAUAUAUAUAUAUAUAAAAAUAAAUAUGGCAACCACAACUGAAGCCCCAAAGACAGCUAAGCGCGAUGCUCUCCGCGCUUUGGAAGGAAAGGCACGUACCUUGUGGGACAGCAAAAAGGCAUUCGAAAUCAAUGCUCCAACAAUUGAGGAACACCAGAACUCUGAAGAUCUUCACAAAGUCUACCCAAAGUACAUGGCAUGCAUGCCAUAUCCUUACAUGAACGGCCGUCUCCAUCUUGGUCAUGCCUUCACCUUCUCCAAAGUCGACUUUAGUGUUGGUUAUGAGCGUAUGAAGGGUAAGCGUGCUCUCCUGCCAAUGGGUUUCCAUUGUACCGGUAUGCCUAUCAAGGCCUGUGCAGACAAAUUGACUCGUGAACUGGAGAUGUUUGGCAAGAAUUUUGAGAAAUACGACGAGAUGGUUCUUUCAAACACCCUCGAAGCCAAGGCAGAGAUCACCAAGAAUGUCAAGAGUAAGGUUGCUGCAAAGACCGGAAAUGUCACCUACCAGUUCCAGAUUAUGUUGCAGCUCGGUAUUCCCCGUGAAGAGAUCCACAAGUUCUCCAACCCUUACUACUGGACCGAGUACUUCCCUCCCAACACCAUCAACGAUGUGACUGCAUUUGGUGCAAAGGUUGACUGGCGCCGUAGUUUCAUCACCACCGACGCCAACCCUUACUACGAUAGCUUUGUACGCUGGCAGAUGAACAAGCUCCGUCGUUUGAAUAAGGUCAAGUUCGGCGAGAGAUACACCAUCUAUUCCCCAGUUGAUCAACAACCCUGUAUGGAUCACGAUCGUCAAUCCGGCGAAGCCCUCGGACCUCAGGAGUAUACUGCCAUGAAGAUCCGUGUGGUUGAAUGGUCAGACCAGGCUGCUGCUGCUCUUGCCAAAUUCGAUGCUCUCAAGGGCAAGACAGUUUACUUGGUCGCCGCUACAUUGAGACCCGAGACCAUGUACGGUCAGACCAACUGCUUCGUUGGUACUGAAAUCAACUAUGGUAUUUACAAUGUGAAUGAGAAGGAGGCCUUCUUGAUCACAGAGCGUGCUGCUCGUAACAUGGCCUACCAAAAGAUCUUUGAGAAGGAAGGCAAUGUCGAGAAGUUGGCCGAAAUCAAUGGUAAACUCCUCGUCGGUACCAAGAUCCAUUCUCCCUCGAGUGUCUUUCCUACCAUCUAUGUUCUUCCCAUGGAUAACGUUUUGGCUACAAAGGGAACUGGUGUCGUUACUUCUGUUCCUUCAGAUUCCCCUGAUGAUUACGCUACUCUCCAGGAUUUGAAGAAGAAGUGUGAAUAUUACAAUGUCAAACCUGAAUGGGUUGACUUUGAACCCAUUCCCGUCAUCGAGACACCUACCUACGGUAACCUCAUCGCUCCUACUUUGUGCAAAAUGAAGAAGAUCAACUCGCAAAAGGAUCGUGUACAGCUUGCUGAGGCCAAGGAGAUUGCUUACAAGGAAGGUUUCUACCAGGGUACUAUGUGCUAUGGUGAAUACAAGGGCUAUAAGGUCCAGGAUGCCAAGAACAAGAUCAAGGAUGAUUUGAUCAGUAAGGGUGAGGCAUUUGUUUACAACGAGCCUGAAGGUCUUGUGAUGUCCCGCUCUGGUGAUGAGUGUGUUGUUGCUCUUAUGGAUCAGUGGUACUUGGACUACGGAGAGGAGGAGUGGAAGAACCAGACCAAGAAGUGUUUGGCCCAGAUGGAAACCUACUCUAUCGAGACCAGACAUCAGUUUGAACAGACUCUUGACUGGCUGAACCAGUGGGCCUGUGCCAGAAGCUUCGGAUUGGGUACCAGACUUCCCUGGGACAAGCAGUUCUUGGUCGAAUCGCUUUCUGAUUCAACCAUCUACAUGGCUUACUACACCGUUGCUCACCUUUUGCACGGUGGAUCUGUCAACGGUCAGGUCACUGGUCCCGCCGGUAUUCGCGCCGACCAAAUGACUGACGAAGCAUGGGAUUACGUUUUCAAGCUCGGUCCCCUCCCCAAGACCGAUGUCCCCAAGGCAUCCCUUGACAAGCUUAGACGUGAAUACGAAUACUUCUACCCCUUGGACAUCCGCGCAUCCGGAAAGGAUCUGAUUCCCAACCACUUGACCUUCUUCCUCUACAACCACACCGCAAUUUUCCCUGAAGAGAUGUGGCCCAAGAGUGUCCGUUCGAACGGUCACUUGUUGCUGGAUAGCAAGAAGAUGUCCAAGUCUACCGGAAACUUUAUGACCAUGGGUGAUGCUCUGGCCAAAUACGGUGCUGACGCCACCCGUUUUGCUCUUGCUGAUGCCGGAGAUUCUGGUGAGGAUGCCAACUUUGAGGACUCUACUGCCAAUGCUGCCAUUCUGCGUCUUCACACACUUCUCGAGUGGUGCGAGGAGCAGGUUGCUGGCUCGUCCAAGCUCCGUCAGGGAGAGUUCAACUUCUACGAUCGCGUAUUUGAGAACGAGAUGAACCGCUAUGCUGGUCUGACUGAGCGUGCAUACAUUGCUACAUACUACCGCGAGGCCCUCAAGUACGGUGUGUUUGAGUUCCAGGCUGCCAAGGAUACCUACCAGCUUGCAUGCUCUGAGACUGGUAUGCACAAGGAUCUUGUCCAGCGUUACAUCGAGUUCCAGACCUUGUUCCUUGCUCCCAUCUGUCCCCAUUGGUCUGAGCAUGUCUGGACCGACAUUCUGCACAAGCCCACUUCUGUGGUUGACGCACCUUUCCCUCAGCCCACAGCACCCGUUGAUGAGACCAUUCUGGCCGGUGCUGAGUAUGUGCGUCGCACUAUCAAGUCUGUGCGUGAUGCCGAGAUCAAUUUGAUCAAGAAGAAGAAGAAGGGAAAGGCUGCCGAAGAAGACUACAAGCCCAAUGCUCCCAAGUCGCUCAAGAUCUUUGUCGCCACCAAGUUCCCUGAAUGGCAAGAGGACUGCAUCAAUGUCCUGAGAGCCAACUACGAUGCUUCAGGCAAGUUUGAUGACAACAAGAUCCGUGCUGAGCUUGGUGCCAAGGGUAUGCUCAAGAACAAGAAGACCAUGCCUUUCAUCCAGGAACAGAAGAAGCUUGUUGAGAAGCGUGGACCCAUUGCAUUUGACCGCGCUCUCAUCUUUGAUGAGACCGAGACCCUCAAGACCUGUUUGGAUGAGAUCAAGCGUGCGCUUGGUUUCCACACUGUUCAUAUCUUGAAGAGCGAUGAAGCUGAUGAGGCAAAUGCCAAGGCUGCUGAGAAUGCUGUUCCUGGCGGACCUUCCUUCUCGUUCAAGAACGAGUAACAACAAUAUUUUUCUUCUUAUAAUCUAAUGUUGUACCGACUCUUUUUUUUUUGUUGGAAAAAAAUAACAAUAACAAUAAUAAUAAUACUACUUUGCAUACACAAAAAUGAAUAAAUAACAUAUAUUGCUGUUUCUAAAUU
Phycomyces blakesleeanus NRRL 1555(-) is the source of this 3387-nucleotide messenger RNA. RefSeq lists its product as hypothetical. The transcript has 4 exons. The record is from RefSeq and is a predicted model, not a curated record. Gene Ontology annotation, biological process: leucyl-tRNA aminoacylation. Lineage: Eukaryota; Fungi; Mucoromycota; Mucoromycetes; Mucorales; Phycomycetaceae. Gene Ontology annotation, molecular function: leucine-tRNA ligase activity; ATP binding; aminoacyl-tRNA deacylase activity. Bases 35 to 3247 code for a protein of 1070 amino acids.